AUGGACUACUCCACGAUAACCAACGAUCCGGACCACCCCACGGAGGCUUCGCCCUGGGGUUCGCCGCGCGCUGAGCGAGGGACGUUCCCCACCUCCAACAAUGACAUCCCAUCUUCUCCGCUGCCAGGGCAGGAGCCGUUCGCGGAUCAAUCUGGCCGGGGCCUCAAUGGGGAACCGCAGUCCCCAGAUCUUUCCGCGCAGCUCCAGAGCGCACAAUUGGGAGAUCCGGACUACCCCCAGGAACAUUCCCCGUUCGCUGCUCAGCAAUCCUUGAACCCCCAACAGCAGUCGCCCGCUCCCGCACACCAUCAGACCGAACAAAGACAACCCCCGCGGCCUGCCGGGCCGACUUAUAAGAUCCAAGGCAAAAUCACGGGUUUGGAGCGGACGGGCAAGAAAGACCCCAUCCUGCGCUUCGAAGUUCACACCAACAUCCCCAAGUUCCGCACUACACAAUACCGUGAUGUGCGCCGUACUCAUUCCGAGUUUGUCAAGCUAGCAGACCACUUGGUGUCCGCCAAUCCCGAAUGCCUCGUUCCCGCUGUACCGUCGCCAGUCACACCCGCAGGUGCCGGUACAGAGGAAGACGAAAUUCGGAUCAAAUCGGCAAUGCAGAGGUGGCUUAAUGUUGUUCUCAACAAUGACGUGCUGAUUCAAGAUGACGAGGUCGUGCUCUUCGUGGAGAGUGACUUUGGGUAUAGCCCAGUGCUUCGGAUGAAACAGCCUGCAACUGGAGUGCGACGCAAGAUGCUAAAGCAAUUCGCACCACCACCCGAUGACACCCCUGAGCUGCAGGCUGCUCGUCCAACUGCGAAGAUGCUCUACCUGGGAACAAUGGACUCAAGCCACAAGGUUGAUCGAGUGGUCAAGGCCCGCCGUGGCCUUGGAUUAGCAGAAUCUGACUUUGGUGUGAAGCUGGGUCAGAUGCACGUCCAGGAAACCCACCCUGGCCUGGGCGCCGCCUACCGCAAGCUCGGUAAGGUCGUUCAGACCGUCGGUGAUUACCACGCCGUUCAAGCCACAGCAGAAGCCACCACCCUUGGAGAGCCACUAAGCUACCACUCAUCAGACGCUUUCAUCGUGAAAGAGACCUUGACCAACCGGCACAUUCUGCUUCGGGAUUUACUACAGGCCCAGCAAAACGCCCGAAGCAAACGCGCUGCUGCUGACCGCUUGAAGGUCAGCUCAUCGGUGCGCCCUGACAAGGUAGAUGAAGCCAUCAAUGCCCUCGAGGAGGCCCAGAGUCACGAGGAUCACUUGACCAAGCGUACUCAGCGUGUCACCUCAAACCUCCUCCAAGAGAAGCGCCGCUGGUUUGACCGAACCACUCAAGACCUUUUGUCCAGUCUGCGGGAGUACACUCUGCGCCAGAUCGAAGCGGAGCGCCGCACCCUGGCAACUCUCGAGAGUGUUCGCCCCGACAUUCGUGCCAUUGAUGCCUCCGGUGGUCUGAGCCGAUUGGGUCGCGAAUCUCACCCCACGGCUCGCCGGGCCAAUGUGGCGUCUAGCCAGGGACCCAAGGGUGACUCGUGGAGUGGCGUUCCCCGCCGCACCGACAAUAUCGGGCGCAGCAUGAGUGGUAGCUUCACUGCACCCUCGCUUGAGGAUGAUGACGAAACCAGUGGUUCCGGCAAAGGGCGCAACCGAGCCCCUAGCCAGGUUGGAUCCAUCGCGGAAGAGGAUGAUGACCGCCUUGAUGCCCGAAACGCAGCUAGCCGGCUGGCCACCAGCACGUUUUAA
Molecule: messenger RNA, 1740 nt
Organism: Penicillium brevicompactum
Lineage: Eukaryota; Fungi; Ascomycota; Eurotiomycetes; Eurotiales; Aspergillaceae
Product: retromer subunit VPS17
Exons: 3
Coding region: 1-1740 (579 amino acids)
Biological process (GO): intracellular protein transport; retrograde transport, endosome to Golgi
Cellular component (GO): retromer complex; endosome; retromer, tubulation complex
Molecular function (GO): phosphatidylinositol-3-phosphate binding
Source: RefSeq, a predicted model, not a curated record